Molecule: messenger RNA, 963 nt
Organism: Colletotrichum orchidophilum
Lineage: Eukaryota; Fungi; Ascomycota; Sordariomycetes; Glomerellales; Glomerellaceae
Product: HpcH/HpaI aldolase/citrate lyase family protein
Exons: 2
Coding region: 1-963 (320 amino acids)
Biological process (GO): oxaloacetate metabolic process
Molecular function (GO): catalytic activity; magnesium ion binding
Source: RefSeq, a predicted model, not a curated record
AUGGCGGCAAGGUCCUCUUCAAUCGUCCGCCGAGCGUUGCUUUAUGUGCCUUCAUCAUCGGAAAAGAUGCUGACCAAGUCGUUGGGUCUCAAGUCCGACAACGUGACUUAUGAUCUUGAGGACUCCGUGACUCCCUCGUUGAAAUCGGACGCUCGACGACAGCUACGUUCAUUCCUCUCCAAGCAUAUCUCGCGGCCGUCUUCCAUCUCCGAACUGGCUGUCCGAAUCAAUGCAGUGGAAACCAAGUUUGCCUUGGAUGACUUGACGUCUUUAGGCUCACUCCCAAAUAUCGAUGCUGUCGUUGUUCCCAAAGUCAACUCCGCUGCCGAUCUGACUUACGUUACCGAUGUUUUGCGUCACGUAGCCCCCGAAAGACACACGGCAACAUCCCAAAAUCCCAUCAAAAUUAUCGCCUUGAUCGAGUCUGCUCGUUCGGUUAUGAACCUUUCAGAAAUCUGCAAAGCGUCUCCAUACCUCAGCGGGCUCAUCUUUGCGGCCGAAGACUUUGCGCUAGACUUGUCUCUUACAAGAACGCCAUCUCUCACCGAGUUCCUCUACGCACGCUCCGCCAUCGUAACUGCUGCCAAGGCCGCCGGCUUGCCGAGUGCGAUCGACCUUGUCUGCACCUCCUACAAGGGGGAUGAAGGCCACAAGCGAUUGGAAGAGGAAUCUAUCGGGGGAAGGUCCAUGGGAUUCAAUGGAAAGCAGUGCAUACACCCGAAUCAGGUGGGACUUGUCCAGAAACUUUUUGCCCCUAGCGAAAAGGAAGUGGAGUGGGCAGUGCGCGUUGCAAUCGCAGACGAGAAAGCUAGCAAGGCGGGCCGUGGAGCUUGGACGUUGGACGGUAUGAUGAUCGACGCACCGGUAACAGGAAAGGCAAAUGCAAUAAUCGUGAGGGCAGAGAGAUGUGAUAUCGACGUGGCUAACCUCUGGGCGAAAUGGAAGGACCAGCAGCCUGAAUAG